AUUCAUAUUAUACGGAACAGAGGUUUCGUUGAAACAUUUAAAAUGAAAUUGAAACAUGUCAGUGAAAGAAGUAGAGACUCUGCAAAACACGCCUGGUGCGGUUAAGUACGGAGCCAUUAGAAUCCAGUCUCUCUCUUUCGUCCCAAUCAUGAGUCGAUAUGGCGUGCCGGUGAGAUCACCAGAAAGUUACGUCGGUAUUUUCACGGAAAUAUGGUGUUAAACUUCACAGGAUUUUCCAGUCUCAAGUAUCAGUUUCAUAUUAGUGAAGCUAUUCUCUUGAUCUUGUCGAUGCUUUUGGGUAUAUUUUCUUGUCUGCGGCUGAAUGAAGUUACUAAGUUGUGCGCUGGACAAUGCAUGUUAUUCGCGAAGUUGUACGAACGAGCUCGAAUUCUACAAGGUUCUUCCCCAGGGUGGUGCUAUUUGCCGGCCUGUUUGCACUUAGCAGCAGGGUUAUGCUCAUUGGUUGUGCUCAGCUUCGUUAGAGGGGGAAGAUAUAGGUCACAGAGCAAUUGUUCAAGAGUUCUUGGUCUCAUAUCUGUAUCUGCUUUUCUCGCAUUUCUAUCCUCUUGGAUUAUUUCUUCUGGAUUUCGAGAAUUUUGCAAGUCCUUUGUCAUAAACAGAUGCAGUGCAGAACAUUUUAGCUCAAUGGAUUGGAAAAAUUUCACCCCAAAGUAUUGUUAUUGUUCAAAUUCAUAUAGGUUACUACAAAAAAUUGAGGGUUCCAGUUGGUGUGCCUGUUUGUUAUUGUCUGUCUUAUGUGUGACUCAUUUUGUGCGAUUGUGGGCUGGGCUGCAAAUUACUUCAACACCUUGAUAGAUGAUUCAGUUUAACUGACUUCUUCCGCUGACCUCUCCAUGAGGAUCAUUUUGACACCUGGCUAACUCAGUGCUGACAGAUUUUCCCUUGACCCUCUUACUCCCAAGAUCCAAUUAGUAUUUCUCCUUAGUGUUUUUGACAUUCUUAUGAUGAUACAUUGUAGUUCGGAGAAUUUGAUAUUGGAUCAAAUAAUGACUCCCUAAUUGAUAUUUUCUUCUCGUCUAUUACCUGAUUGAUACUGUAAGGAGAAAUUCUGUCUUGGUCACAUUUGGGAGA
This is a messenger RNA of Pocillopora damicornis (cauliflower coral), 1092 nucleotides long. RefSeq lists its product as uncharacterized. The record is from RefSeq and is a predicted model, not a curated record. Lineage: Eukaryota; Metazoa; Cnidaria; Anthozoa; Scleractinia; Pocilloporidae.